Messenger RNA from Peronospora matthiolae, 624 nucleotides. The record is from the annotation of a GenBank genome assembly. Lineage: Eukaryota; Oomycota; Peronosporomycetes; Peronosporales; Peronosporaceae.
AUGCGGUGGAUCAGCUUCUUUUGGGUUGCUCUGACCUACAGCCGUGGCCAGAGCCACGGACAUCUCGCUAUCUAUCGCGGAUACGAUGCAACACCACCCAUGCCGCAACGCAACAUGGUCCACAGCAUGACACAUGUGCGUCACGCGAUGGUUACAGCGCAUCGCUUUCAAAUGCAACAAGUGACUACAGCGCGCCGACAACUCGAAGCGCUUUCGACUCGACUACAUGUUGAAUUGCAGGAGCUACUCACAACGCGCCAGCACGCGUAUGAGCAGAUUCAAGAGCCCCGGUAUCCCAGCAAAUGUGAGUGUGAAAGUGCGUCCAGCUCCACCACCCCAUUGCCGGCGCCAGUACCAGCCCAACCAACAGAGUCGGAAAAUGCAGCCGGAGCUUUGCUCACUGGAAACGCGUCGUGGCAGCUAGAGCCGGUGGAACCAUCCAUGAGUUCAGACAACCGGUUGACUGGGGUGGACGGCCGCCAUCAGACGGACUCGUUCUUCGCCAGUACUUUGUUCGCACUCGCCGUGUUUUUCAUGGCAGUCCCAGUGGCAUGCAUCCUUGGCUUCGUCUUCUUUUACCGACGACGACGACGACGACAGCGCAAACACUACACCCAUGCCUAA